CAAACUCAUUGUUCCCAAUUAGGUCCUAUCAUCCUUCACUUCACUUCCACUGCAUGUAUGUAUAUAAUUAUUACUAGCCGAAUCAUCUCUUCUAUGAGCAACUGGGUUCAUAUUAUAACUUCUCCCUCCCUCCCUCUGAUCUUCAUAUGAGUUCUUAAAUAUACCAACAAAACAAUUAAUCAUCAUGAAAUACAUGAAACUGGGUAAUCGCCCAGACACCUUCUACACAGACGAAGCUACCAGGACUCUCAUCUCCGAUAUUCCAACCGAUCUUGUCAUAUCAAUUCAUAACACAACCUAUCUUCUUCACAAGCUGCAGCACGCACUUCUUCCCAAGUGUGAGCUCCUGUUAACCAACUCAAAUGAUGUCAUUUCAAUGGAGCUUCACGAUAUCCCUGGAGGAGAAGACUCUUUCGAGCUUUGCGCUAAGUUCUGCUAUGGAAUCGCCAUUCAACUCAGUGCCCGAAAUGUUGUCUCUGCAUUUUGUGCUGCCAAGUUCUUACAAAUGACUGAUGAUCAGAAUAACAGCAGCAAUUUAGUCCAAAAACUUGAUCUUUUCUUCAAAUCCUGCAUUCUUGAAGGUUGGAAAGAUUCCAUCGUUGCUCUUCAAACCACAACGGAUUUACCCAAAUGGUCUGAACGUUUCGGGGUUGUUAGGAGUUGUAUGGAUUCGAUUCUUGACAAGAUUCUUACCCCACCAUCAAAGGUGACAUGGUCGUUUACAUACACAAGACCAGGCUACGAACAAAAGAAUCAUCGGUCGGUUCCUAAAGAUUGGUGGACAGAGGAUUUAUCCGACAUAGACAUUGACCUGUUCCGAUGCAUUAUCACAGCCAUCGUCAAAUCAACGGCUACAACUCCAUUUUCUUCUCAGCUGAUUGGCGAAGCCUUACAUGUCUAUCUAUGCCGUUGGUUACCACUACCCAUAAACCAAAAUCAAACCAAUCAUGUAGCUGCAGAAAGCUCAAACGGGCAAUCAGAACAGAGGAAAAUCGUUGAGGUUAUCUCUGGCCUUAUUCCUUCUGAGAAAGGAGCUGUUUCCUUUAGAUUCUUGAUGAGGCUACUCAGUAAUGUAAACAGUUUACGGGUUUCUUCAGCAACGAAAGCAGAGCUUAUAAGAAAGGCGGGUUCUCAGCUUGAGUCCGCUGCGGUUGAUGAUCUAUUGUUGGCUAAUCACGACAUUGAUACAGUCAGAAGGGUGGUAGAGAGCUUCUUGACGCAAAAUUGGAGAAAGAAUAAUCGAUCUUCUGUUAAUCACAACAUGUUAAUCAUGAAGAUAGGAAAUCUUAUUGAUUCUUAUCUUCAAGUAAUUGCCAGAGAUUCGAGAACUACUGUUUCCAAAUUCUUAUCUCUUGCUUCAUCCUUGCCUGAUAUCGCUAGGCAAGAUCACGAUCAUCUUUACAAAGCCAUCAACAAUUAUCUCAAGGAGCAUCCGGAAGUGAAGAAGGAAGAGAAGAAAAGGAUUUGCAGGAUUUUGGACUGCACAAAAUUGUCGCCACAAGUGUGCAGCCAUGCUGUGAGGAACGAGAGGCUUCCAUUAAGAACAGUGGUUCAACUCCUCUUCUUUAGUGGACUAGACAACAUCAAUAUCACUUCUUCAACAAAAACUACUAAUAUUCCAUCUCAGCAGGAGGAGGAAGAGGAGAUGGUGGAAUUAGAUUCAAUUACACAUGAUGGCUGUGAUCAGAGCAAGCGAAAGGGUAUAAGGAACAAAGAAGGACUUGAUCAUACAUCUGAGAUGAUGAGUAGAAAUGGUACCCCAAGAAUACAAAGGAGAUAACUGGCAUCAAAAGCAUAUUGCAGAGUUGUGUAUGAAAUCAAAAUUAAAACCAAAUUAAGAAAUCAAAAUUAGAACUAGUGGUUGUUUAAUUUACAUACAUUUCUCCCAAAUAAAACAGGGGUUUCCUCUGUCGUAGGCAGGUCUGCUAUUCAAAAUUCACUGCAUUUUAUUGUAUUAUUUGAACACAAAGUUGUUGUUGGUAAUUAAGAUCAAUUUGUUGUCA
Impatiens glandulifera is the source of this 2003-nucleotide messenger RNA. RefSeq names its product BTB/POZ domain-containing protein At5g47800. The record is from RefSeq and is a predicted model, not a curated record. Lineage: Eukaryota; Viridiplantae; Streptophyta; Magnoliopsida; Ericales; Balsaminaceae. The transcript has 5 exons. The coding region runs from base 185 to 1780 and encodes 531 amino acids.